Messenger RNA from Rhopilema esculentum, 1222 nucleotides. RefSeq names its product pleckstrin homology domain-containing family M member 3-like. NCBI's taxonomy places the organism in Eukaryota, Metazoa, Cnidaria, Scyphozoa, Rhizostomeae, Rhizostomatidae. The record is from RefSeq and is a predicted model, not a curated record.
UGUUCUUAACUUUUGACCAAUUUCGAGGCUCGUGUUCUGAUAAAAUUAUUCUUAUAAAAAGAAAAGAGUGUAAGAUUGUGGCUUUUAAACUAAAAACAUGACUUUUCUCAACUUCCUUCUUAUCAGGAAUUAAGAACAUAUCAAAUCAAUCCUGCAGCGCUUCAACUUUUCCGCAUUGGUCUCCCCCUGAAUCAUAUUGGUUAGUUUUCCCACGAAACUAAGGAGCUUUUUUUCCUGCCACAAAAUUAUUUCCUAGAGCUAACAGGAAGUAAUUUGGUAAAAUUUCCUCACUAGAAGACAUAUUGAAUUCAAUAGAGAUGUUGAAUACUUAUCUCUUUGAUUCCAGUAACCAAGGUUACUAAAUCAUUCUUGAUGAAGAUUGAAGAAGAGCCUUUGUUUCACAUCGAUGAAGUCAACCCCACGCUGUACAAUGCUGUUCAAAGCCUGAAUGAGGUUAAGAUUUUAAGAAUCCAGUUGCAGCAUUUGAAGGGUUUCAUCCUAACAUGCAAGAAUGAUGUAGCUGAAGAUUUUCGAAAACGAUUAUGGCCAAGAGAAUACUUGUGCGAUGAUAUUCAUCAAUACUCGGCAUUGGACUUGGUUCAAGUUCACACUGGGCAACUUACCAACCAUCUACGAAAAAUUAUAUCCUUUUUCACGAAGCAUGUGUACAAGUGCACGCUUUGUAGUCAAAAGGGAUUCAUAUGCGAGCUCUGCAGUAGUGACAAGAUCAUUUAUCCGUUUGAAGUUCUUACAACUGUUCAGUGUCAUCGCUGUCAGUCUGUUUAUCAUAAGAAGUGCAGAAAGGAUAGGAGCUGCUCAAAGUGCCUUCGUCUACAGUUCAGAAGAAAGAACCAGGAGGAGAACAUGGAAGUCUAGAAUUUAUGGCUGCAUGAUUUGCUGCGAUGAGUAUAAGAAAAAUUAACCUGCACCAUAUAAGUCAGUUCUAACACGUGUGCCACCCGAACAGGAUGUGUUUGUGUAAUUGCUACUGUUAAUUGCAAUGUUUUUUUCCCGUGCAAACCAUUUCAACCACACCUAGCAAAAGGAUGAUUACAGUUCUAAGAUUUUAGCUGACAACGCACUAAGGACUGAUUGUUCCUUUGUUUUCGGAGCGUCAGUGUUAAAUAACUUAAAGAUUAAUAAACUUAAAGAUUUCAAAUUUUGACGGUUGUCACAUCUUUGGAGGUAACUUUUGUUGAAUAUGUUGAAUCUAAUAAAAGUA